Fibroporia radiculosa is the source of this 906-nucleotide messenger RNA. RefSeq lists its product as uncharacterized. Gene Ontology annotation, cellular component: nucleus. Gene Ontology annotation, biological process: positive regulation of transcription by RNA polymerase II. The record is from RefSeq and is a predicted model, not a curated record. Bases 1 to 906 code for a protein of 301 amino acids. Gene Ontology annotation, molecular function: DNA-binding transcription factor activity, RNA polymerase II-specific; zinc ion binding; transcription cis-regulatory region binding. NCBI's taxonomy places the organism in Eukaryota, Fungi, Basidiomycota, Agaricomycetes, Polyporales, Fibroporiaceae. The transcript is spliced from 7 exons.
AUGGACCAUUCCCUCCCUCCCCACGACAGCCUCUCCCAACCUUUCGUCAUGGCCGACAGCCUUCAGUACCCCUCCGCAAGCCACUACAUUCCGCCAGCGUAUUUCAACCAGAAUCACACCCCCGGCCACAUGCACGUCGUCGCGCCUCCUCCGCGGCCAGACCCCGCAGCCCAGAGGAAACGUCCAAAGUAUACUCGCAGCAAGACCGGUUGUCUGACGUGUCGAGCAAAAAAGAUCAAGUGUGACGAGUCCAAGCCAAAUUGCCUGCGCUGCGCACAUGGUCAACGCGAGUGCACAUGGCCUGAAGGCGUCCCUGCUCGCAAAAAGCCUGCGCCUAGGAGAGAAUCUACGCUCGAUACCAACUUCGAUGCUCGUCCUUCGACGGCUGGGUCGUCUGGUGUCUCCGAGGCGUCUACGCCGCCCACGCGUGAUCAUACCCCUCCCAAGCGUGAGCCGAUCGACCUCGGGAUACCCCCUCUCGUUACCCGUCGUCACAGCGAGCCUGUGCUGCACUUGCCUAAUAUGGGUGACGAUCCCAGCAUGGCUCGUCGACAAAGUUUGAUGUCUUCUCAUUCAGCGCACGCAUACCCACUGCAUACCACGUCUCAUACCCAAGUUUUACCUGCAAUUCCAGAAGUUUCGCCAUCAUACCCUACUCAUCACCAGCAUCAUCAUCACCAGUCAUAUUCUUCUGCGUCUCACCAUUAUGCUCAGAUGCCGUCGCUUGCUCUUCCGCGUAUGGCCUCGCAGUAUGACCACAUGCAUUCAACAAUGCGCUCGGUCGAUGCAUCGUCAAGUUCGGGGCAUUGGACUGGUUCCUUGAUGCAUGCCGUCGACCCGCUUGAGCCGUUUGUAAGCGCGUCGUCCGCUUAUGGAGAGAAACCUGGUGGGGCAUUCUUCGCCUAA